GGGCAUUGAUACCCUGGGAUUCCGAGUCUUGCUACGAGAGUAGUACGUGGUGGGAAGGGUGAAAUGGAUUGUCUGAUCCGACACGCAAGGAGAUAACCACGUGCUACUACUAUCUAGCUGGCAACCUCAGGAGUGGCACACCCAGGCUGAUCACAUCAUCACACCGCAAGCGUAUACAGUAUGGGUCUUAAAGAGAGAAAGGGGCUUGGCAGUCGUCACCAGGAAGCGUUACUUCCAGCUUACACACAAAGCCCAUACUGUACAUUGUUUCUGCUUCUGGGGGGAUGUUGUUACCCUAGAAAAUCUUAUGGGGAAAGCAUAUGUAACACGCAGGCGCGGGAGUGUCGCAUGAACCCACGAGAUCGGACCGCCCCAGAUGCAAGGAAUAAGUUACAUUUGUCUGGGAAUCUGCAUCUUGCCGAACCAACCCAACAACCCACAAGCCCGCAAUGCUUGACGAGUUACGACAACAGAAGAGGCCGGAGAGACGAUGCGCACGCGCUCAGACAUCGCGCAUCGUCCGAAGUCGUCUGCGGCAGCGAUGAGCAUCCGUUGGGCGGCUAAAGAAAGGGGAUUGUGGAAGUAUUGAAGGCGAGAAUCUGCGACUUCCAAAUUAUAAGCGCAUGGUCUGUCGACAAUACGAAAUCUCAACUUGAGCAUCGGAUGCCUCCUCUCUUUUUUCCUGAGACGCACUCUAUCC
Canariomyces notabilis is the source of this 700-nucleotide messenger RNA. RefSeq lists its product as uncharacterized. Bases 181 to 564 code for a protein of 127 amino acids. The record is from RefSeq and is a predicted model, not a curated record. Lineage: Eukaryota; Fungi; Ascomycota; Sordariomycetes; Sordariales; Chaetomiaceae. The transcript has a single exon.